CGUGACGCGCUGCGCUGUCUCGGCAGGGACACGGCGGGCCAGGAGCGCUUCCACACCAUCACCACCUCCUACUACCGAGGGGCCAUGGGCAUCAUGCUGGUCUACGACAUCACCAACGCCAAGAGCUUCGAGAACAUCAGCAAGUGGCUCAGGAACAUCGACGAGCACGCCAACGAGGAUGUGGAGAGGAUGCUGUUAGGAAACAAGUGUGACAUGGAAGAUAAAAGAGUUGUCCCUAAAGCAAAAGGUGAACAGAUUGCCAGGGAGCACGGUAUUAGGUUUUUUGAAACUAGUGCAAAAGCAAAUAUAAACAUUGAGAAGGCAUUCCUCACAUUAGCAGAAGACAUUCUUCGAAAGACCCCUGUAAAAGAGCCCAACAGUGAAAAUGUAGAUAUCAGCAGUGGCGGUGGGGUGACGGGCUGGAAGAGCAAGUGCUGCUGAACCUUCUCCUCUCUCACCAAUCGCCAUCCACCGCCCCUUUUUUCUCGCUGCAAAACAAACCACUCUGCCCGUUUUUUAACCUCAAACCAAUGGUUUUGUUCCUCAUCUUAACCAGCUCCUGCCUCCCCUUGGUUUUCCGGCUAGGACAGCUUUUCCUACUCCAGUUUUCUCGACACAUGUAUAGGAAAUUCAUCUCCGUGACUUCAUUUCCAUGUCCCUGCUCAGCUCACCACUACGUUUGGGUUGUAUUAUAGUCCCGUCCCUCCUGCCAUUAAACCCCAGAGCAAUCAUACUCAACUCUCUUCUGCGAAUUGUAUAAGAAUAAAGGUUAGAAUUAACAAUUGAUUUUGUACAACAGUGGAAUUUUCUGUCAUGGAUCAUGUGCUUGAGUCACCAUAUUCUCUAGAUGCAUCAGGCAAGAGCCAGGAAAAACUCAUUUUCGCCUUGAGUCCGUGAGUGGGGUUUCUUUGUCCUGUGCCUUAUGUGGAAAAAGGAACUUUUAUUUUCACUUUCUUUUCUCUCUUCUGGUGGAAGCAUGUGCAGGAGACAUCCCAUCCCCCCGUGCCAUUGAGUCCUGAUCUCUGUAGUGGUUGCUUUCUGUAACGUUGGUGUCAUGCAUCGAGGACAAAGGGUGGUGCAAAACAAAAGCAAACUCCAUGUAACCUGCUGUGUCUCCUCUUGCCAAUCCCGACGUUCCCAACUCUUCCUGCUGCCAUUUUUUUUUCUCACUUUGCCGCUCUUUCUUUUUUUUUACUUUCUUUUUUUUCCUUUUUUUUUUUUUUUUUUUUUUUUUUUCGCCGUUUUUUUUUUUUUUCUUUUUUUUUUUUUUUUUUUUUUUUGCCUGCAUGCUGCUUUGAUUUGCAUUUCUCCAUGGUGUGAUGUGUUAAUGGAAAGGAUGGCAACGCGGUGUGUUUGCCAAAAAUUUAAUACAAAGCACUGAUUUAGCUUCCGAGGUAAAAAUGUUGAGAUUCCUACUAACCCCCCUAGGCCUGUCCGUCACUAGUGGUUCCCUCCUCCCGCGUAGCCCCGGCCUUUCCCCCCAUAUGGAAGAGUUAUUUGCAUGCACUAGUUUCUAUGGAGGGUGAUGUGGUUGUCUACUUUCUGUGUAUGAAUAUAACAUGGAUUCCCAAACUGACAGCAGUUCAUUAACACGAGCUCCCAGCUUCUGUCCCCGAGGGCUGCGGGGCCGGGCCGAGGCUGAGCGGAACUGGAUGGAAAGAGAAGGAAAGGAAAGGAAAGGAAACAAACCAGCCAGCGGGCAGUUUAAUUUAUUACCUCCCUGGAAACUUUCCACUUUCCAGUGUCCGCAGCCGCGCUGGGCCAGCCCCGCCCGGGAUCCCGGCGGGCGAUCCCCGGCAUGGAGAGGCCAUUCCGGCCUCCCUGCCGCUGUCACCCGGCCCUGCUGGCCCUGUCCUGCCGCUGCUGCCGCUGUCACCCGGCCCCGCUGGCCCUGUCCUGCCUCAGGAGGGGCCCAGCACCGCCGCUGCCGAGCGCUCUCCCUGCGGGAGCCUCUGCCCCACGUGGAUCGCCAGCUGCGGAUCCCCGGCGCUGAAUCCCGGCCCCGGCGGGGAGGACACGCCGCAGCCGCCCCGAGCCCUGCUCCGCUCCUGGGCCCCGCCUGUGCCUCGCUCCGGCCGCGGCCUUGGCACCGGGACUGGCACGGGACUGGCACCGGGAAUGGCACAGGACUGGCACCGGGAAUGGCACCGGGACUGGCUCCGCUCCGCCCUUGCCGCAGCCGCUAACGCUGAGUGAAUUUUAAUGAAAUGACGGUGUUUUAACACGGAACUCCUGGUCCGGAGCGGCUCCUUCCCGUGUGGGGACUCACCCAGGUGUCUCCCUGUCCCUCUGUAUUUGGCAUUUUGUCCCCGUGUGUGUUAACCCUUCCCAGGCGAGUGGCUGGUGAGCUCGGGCUCAGCGUUGUACAGAGUCCGGCCGCUUUCGGCUAAAUCUGCACUUUCUAACGCGAUCAAAAAGGGAAAAAAAAAAGGCGAAAUCUACAUCAAGGGGUUUUUUGUAUAAUCCUUGUUUUAAACGUGAGCUUUUUAUUUGCUUGCAGGGGCUCAGCUCCCUGUGUGUGACCCCUUUGUAGACGCUGUGCCCGUCGCAGGCACAGGUGGAGCCCAGGCCACUCGCUGGUGCCACUCGCUGCCGCCGCCGCCCCCUCGUCCCUCCCCGUCAAUAAAAAUGAGCUGUUUCUCUCGGGUCUAUUUCUGUUCCUGUCCAAGCUCCAGCUGCACCCGCGGGCUCAGGCAGGGCAGGGCCGGGAGGAGGGAGCAGCUGAAUGCUGAAACAGAUAAAAACCCCCUAAAAAAAAAAUUAAUAAUAAUAAUAAUAAUGAUCAUGUCGGCAGUGUUUGCAGUAACUUGAUGUCUGCUGGUAUCUCAACUCCCUGCUAGUUCCAGACUAACUGCUUGUGAAAGCUCUGCUUGGAACCCCAGCCCAGCCCUGUGGAGUAGAGAAGGGCAGCGGGAGGUGUCAGCAGCCCCUCCGUGCCCUUUUGUCACCAAAAAAGUGUUAAACGAUGAAAUUGGUCCUGCUAAACCAAACCCGAGCUUGGCUCUGUCCCACGGCCGUGUCACACGCCGGGGUCGCUUCGUGCCCUCGGACUCGGACGGUGGAAUAAAACAGCAUCAAGGUCUUGGAUUAAUUCCCAUGCCGACAAUUUUUUACUUAAUCUUUUAAUAUUUUUGCUACUCCACUCUGGCUUUUUAUUUAAAACACAUUCUUUUGUACCACUUACUGUAUCAAAUUGUAUAAAAGAUCACUGUCCCAUUCUUGGUCGUACCAAGAGCAAAUAAAAGCUUUUAUAAACUUGCA
Messenger RNA from Pyrgilauda ruficollis (rufous-necked snowfinch), 3261 nucleotides. It is a transcript of the gene RAB10, whose product is annotated as RAB10, member RAS oncogene family. Gene Ontology annotation, biological process: cellular response to insulin stimulus. Lineage: Eukaryota; Metazoa; Chordata; Aves; Passeriformes; Passeridae. Gene Ontology annotation, molecular function: GTP binding; GTPase activity. The transcript has 4 exons. Gene Ontology annotation, cellular component: recycling endosome; Golgi apparatus; insulin-responsive compartment. Bases 85 to 441 code for a protein of 118 amino acids. The record is from RefSeq and is a predicted model, not a curated record.